Molecule: messenger RNA, 1185 nt
Organism: Limulus polyphemus (Atlantic horseshoe crab)
Lineage: Eukaryota; Metazoa; Arthropoda; Merostomata; Xiphosura; Limulidae
Product: fork head domain transcription factor slp1-like
Exons: 1
Coding region: 1-1185 (394 amino acids)
Biological process (GO): regulation of transcription by RNA polymerase II
Cellular component (GO): nucleus
Molecular function (GO): sequence-specific double-stranded DNA binding; DNA-binding transcription factor activity
Source: RefSeq, a predicted model, not a curated record
AUGCGUAUGGAAAGUAAAGAACGCUUACAAGGGUCAGAGGCUAUAAUGUGCACUCCGGAACGGACGUCUUUCUCUAUCAGUAGUAUCAUCAAAAUGGACGACGAUGAAACUAUCGUCCGUAACCGAACCAUAGGCAUGAACUCUCCCAGCGACUUCAUUCACAAUCAAAACUCGUUUGAUCAGCUAGUUGCAGAUAAAGAUGGCAUCCACCGGCCGUGUGAGAAAGACGAGUUACAGAAACCGGGAAAGAGUUACGAAGGUAAGAACAAUAGUAAGGAUGAGAAGGAACAGAAUAAACCUAAGUACGAAAAGCCACCGUUCAGCUAUAACGCACUCAUCAUGAUGGCGAUUCGUCAAAGUCCUGAAAAGCGCCUGACCCUUAACGGCAUCUAUGAGUUCAUCAUGAAAACUUUUCCCUAUUACAAAGAGAACAAGCAGGGAUGGCAGAACUCUAUUCGGCACAACCUAUCCUUAAACAAAUGUUUCGUGAAAGUACCCCGCCACUAUGAUGACCCAGGUAAGGGUAAUUACUGGAUGCUCGACCCGUCCAGUGAUGACGUGUUUAUUGGUAGCACCACGGGUAAGUUACGGCGGCGAUCCACAGUGUCUUCACGAAACAGGCUGGCUACCUUCAAACUCACUUUCAGUGAGGCUUUUCCAGCGCUUCCUCGAGUACUGACCGUUGGACAAGGUCAUGGAAUGGACAAGCAUUUAGGUUGGCCUUCUCAUCCCUACCCUUCCUUACAAACAAUGUUUAAGUGCCCAGCAGCUUACUUUAGUCUUGUUAAUGGCCCGAUGGCUCUGCCUGAGCCAGGUCACUUUCACCCUAUGGACGGAUUAUUAGGGACAACUGAGACCAGCUCAUCGGGCGGUGCUCGUCAACCGUUGGGCCUAAGAUCUGGAAUGGCCGCCCCUUGCACAAUUGGCUCCUGUGCCUCCCUAGCGCUCAACUCGAGAGUGUGUUGCGGUAAUCUUCUGUCGUGUGUGAAUCAUCAUCCCACUCACUUCAAGGUUGCCAACAGUAACUUUGAGUCGGGACUCCAAGCUUUGCAGUUAACGUUAGCGGGGCGGCUGCAGUUAUUACACACCCACCCUCGAGUCAGCUUGCCGCAGACACCAGACAGUAAUGCCCGUAGGAAGUCUACUAUUUACAAGCCCAUACCAAUUCUAUCAAGGCAGAGGUAA